Messenger RNA from Ruditapes philippinarum (Manila clam), 1362 nucleotides. RefSeq lists its product as uncharacterized. Gene Ontology annotation, cellular component: extracellular region. NCBI's taxonomy places the organism in Eukaryota, Metazoa, Mollusca, Bivalvia, Venerida, Veneridae. Bases 1 to 1335 code for a protein of 444 amino acids. The transcript is spliced from 10 exons. Gene Ontology annotation, molecular function: serine-type endopeptidase inhibitor activity. The record is from RefSeq and is a predicted model, not a curated record.
AUGUCUGAUAUAGAGGAUAAUGACGAUGAUAUGGAGAAAUCACAUGCCAUGAUGGAAGCCUUAAAAAUGAAACUUUGUGAAGUGUUUGACAAUUUUGACAUAUGUCAAAAUGGUGGAACAUGCCAAAUUGGAAGUGGGGAAAGUUUCUGGGAGGUCUGUAAAUGUCCGACCGGGUUCUCUGGUUUAUUCUGUGAAACAACAGGAGCGGUUUCACCGAGAGAUACUAUGUGUAAUAGAGACAGGCAAAGAAUUAGUACCAUUUCGGCUAUUAUGAUGGGAUCUGAACAUAUGAAAGAGAAAAUGGUUCUACAAGAAAUGUUCAACAGAUUUAAACCUCCUCAAAAUAUAAUGUCGACAUACACAUGUGAUGCAGCAGGCAACUAUCAACAGAUUCAGAUGGGAACAACUCUACCGAAGACACUCCAUUCAAUACAGAUAUAUUACUGUGUGGACACAGAUACUGGUAUGAGAAUACGUGGAACACCUGUCACGAUGGUUGACUCAGGAGUAAUGCCAGACUGUACAAUAACCACAGCGUUACCCGAUAUCAUGGGUCUUCCUCGAAUUUGUAUGGUCAGGAACACGACACGCUGCUCUAACGGUGAUGAAUGCCAAUAUUUCUGGAACCAGGAGGAAGGUACAUGUGAUAAAGGCAAAGCAAUGGGUGGUUUCAACCGACUGACAGAUUGUUAUGACAAAUGUUCAAUACAAAAAGGUUGUACGAAUGAUCCAAAUGGUGACAGAGCCAAUACAGAUGGUUUUGUAUGUCAGAAGGGUGUUAUAUCUGGGCCAAAACCAUGCCGAAUGGAAGAUAGUAACGGCGCUGAGUAUGACACGUGUGAUUACGAGAGACAGUUCUGCGAGGUGGAGGACACAGCAUCUGGUCAUAUAGGAAUGUGUAAAACAUUCCCAAGACGUUGCUUGGAUGGGCCUGAAAGCGGUUACGGCGGGAGAACAGUAGGCGCCUAUUAUUUUAACACCAAAACCCGUACAUGUAAAAAGUUCCUGUACAGAGGCAUGGGUGGAAACCUUAACAGAUACUACCACUUAAAACAAUGCCAUACAGAGUGCAGCACUCGUAUGUACAAGUACGAUGAUGCCGUAUGUCCGAUUCCAAAGAUGUUAGAAAUGUCAAUGGACGAAGUUAGUAACUGUGACAGCGAUGAGGACUGUGAAGGCGUGAGUGUCUGCUGUUUUAACGGUAAAGGAAGGAUCUGUACCAAUCCUGUCAGAACGUGUUCAUCUGGCUUGAGAUGCUCCCUUUUUGGAAGUUGUUCCGGGGAUCAGUGCGUAUGCGAUGAUUGUACAGAUAUACCAUUAUCACAGGUAAAAUAGUGUGCUCGUCUAUGUUGACAAUAAAUU